Molecule: messenger RNA, 684 nt
Organism: Wickerhamiella sorbophila
Lineage: Eukaryota; Fungi; Ascomycota; Dipodascomycetes; Dipodascales; Trichomonascaceae
Exons: 1
Coding region: 1-684 (227 amino acids)
Source: RefSeq, a predicted model, not a curated record
AUGGCCGGUCCAGAGAAGAAGAAAUUCAAGGGCCCAAAGCCCAAGCAGGCCGAGUUUGAUAAUGGUCCAGACGUUUUUAUCAACAAAAAGCGGCGGAAGGUUCCGAAAGAUGAGCUGAGUGCCGAUGCCCCGCGGGCGUUUAGGACGCUGAUGAAGUGGCAGGCUCACGCCAAGCAGCGGGCGGAAGAAAAGCAAAAUACGCCUAAAGAAAUAAAGCCGGCGCUGAAAAUACGUAAAGGAGAGUCUAUGGCUGACUUUUCACGCCGGGUCAACGAAGCAGUGCCGCUUCCAAUGGCCAAAGGUGUGAACGACGCGAAAGCCGCCAAGACGUCGCAGAAGCAAAAGGCAAAAGCAGAGAGACUACGUGCUGAAUAUAAAGUACGUUUAGACAAGCGUCGAGGCCGCACCGAUGACGACGACCAAGCUGAUCUGGAUGCCGACAACUGGAAGAGUGGAAAGCGCGACACUUCGCCUGAUCCGUGGGCCCAUCUCCAAAAGGCCCGACCCAAGUUUGGCGAAGUCGCAGACCGCCCGCCUGAGCUCCCCAAGCUUAAGAGGCUCAGCAACGUGCCCAAGUCGGCCGGAUCGCUGGCUCGUCGUGAACUGCUCGAGACCGAGCGGCAAAGUGUUAUCGAUGAGUACCGCCGCCUCAAGGCCCGGAAAGAAGCAACGAUCGACGAAUAA